AUGCCCAGGUACGCCCGUCCAGCCCCGGCCCCUCCCUGCCGCCCCCGGGGCUGCGGGAGCAGCAGGGGAGUGCCUGCCGGCGGUGGCUGUCCGGCGGAGGCCGGCGGGCACCGCGGAGACGUGCGGCUGCGGAGAGAAAGGAGUUUCUGCCGGCUGUCCCCGCAGGGACCCGCCGCCGCCGGGGGUGUCCCUCACAGCCUGGCGUCGGUGGCGGGCUGCGCCACGGUCCUGCCCGGGCGUUCUUGGCAGCCCCCGGGGCAAGAGGCCUGUCAAGCUUCGGGGAGGUCGGCAGCGGCAUUUCCAGAGCAGUCACGUCCCGUUGGCUCUCCUGCUUCCUUCCCUAGGCUGGGAGAAAGGAGGACGUCCUCGAAAGCAGGUAAAGAAGUAAACAAGGGCAGUGACGAGCUUGUCAAGAGAAGAAAAGAAGUGUCAGAAAGUGCUGCAGUGGAAGAAACGGUGAAGAGGAGAAGAGUGGAAGUCGGAGCGGAGGCCUCAUGCCCACAGUCGGGUAUGGGCAGAACUGGAGCCAAGUGUGUUCGCCAUACAAGUAAAGCAAAGCAGGGAUUUGAAACAGGGCACCUGUGGGAUCUAACCUUGAACAAAGAACAGGAACUGGUCAGGCUGAGGGUGCGGUGCAGGUACUGA
This is a messenger RNA of Aquila chrysaetos chrysaetos, 645 nucleotides long. RefSeq lists its product as uncharacterized. Lineage: Eukaryota; Metazoa; Chordata; Aves; Accipitriformes; Accipitridae. The transcript is spliced from 6 exons. The coding region runs from base 1 to 645 and encodes 214 amino acids. The record is from RefSeq and is a predicted model, not a curated record.